GUUUAUUUUCAAUUUAUUUCAUAUUUUUGUGAAUACUUUCAAAAUGCCACCGAAGAGAUUAAAGACUGAAGUAAAAGUACCAUGGACCAAUGAACAAAAGUCGACAUUCAUUGAUCUUUGGCGAUCACGUCCUACACUCUACAUAAAUAAGAGUCCUGGUUAUAUAAAUAAAACGCAAAGAACAAUUCUUCUGAAUGAAAUAGCUACAGAAAUGAGCGAAAAGCGACCAUCAACUACAAUUGAUGAUGUGAAAGAACUUAUAAACUCCAUGACCACAAAUUUCAAUGCAUCUUAUAGGCGAUACAAGGAGAGCUGUAAAAGUGGAACUGGUUUAGUUGAAAUCCCUAAAGCUGUAAGGGAUUUAGAUUUUCUGAAAGAUAAUAUUGCUAUUCGACCUACGGUGUCAAACAUAUCAAUACCUGAUGAUAUAAAUCCUGAACUUGAAGAAUCAAUUACAAAUAUGGAAGUUAUAUUUGUUGGUGAAAACAUGGGUUACGAAGACAGCCAAGAGAAUGUUGAUGUUGAAUAUACCUUAGCUGAGCAUCUAGAAAAAAAAUCCAUCUUGAACCAAUUAUCAACUAAAACCGAGUCUCCUCAACAUUUAAGAAAAAGAAAAAAAACGGAUGAAGUAGAUGAAGCAUUUUAUUCUGCACUGAAAGACAUCUCUGGUAAAAAAUCAGAAUUUACUGUGUUUGGAGAGUAUGUUGCUGUUGAGUUAGAAAAAAUUAAAAGUAAGCGUUUGCUUUUACAAGUUAAAAAUAAAAUUAAUAAUAUUUUGACAGAAGCUUUAAUUGAUGAAAUUGAUGCAUAAAUAUUAUUGUUUGUUUAAUUGUUAUAAUGUU
Messenger RNA from Acyrthosiphon pisum (pea aphid), 842 nucleotides. RefSeq lists its product as uncharacterized. The record is from RefSeq and is a predicted model, not a curated record. The transcript has 5 exons. Bases 44 to 811 code for a protein of 255 amino acids. Lineage: Eukaryota; Metazoa; Arthropoda; Insecta; Hemiptera; Aphididae.